Molecule: messenger RNA, 1410 nt
Organism: Thlaspi arvense
Lineage: Eukaryota; Viridiplantae; Streptophyta; Magnoliopsida; Brassicales; Brassicaceae
Source: the annotation of a GenBank genome assembly
AUGGAUUUCGGAGAGAUCAUUGGUGAGGCUGCUCCUUGUGUGAGCAUCCCAACAAAGAGCGCCAUAUACGUUUGGGGUUACAAUCAAAGCGGACAAACAGGAAGGAAAGGGCAAGAGAGUCUUUUGCGUAUCCCAAAACAGCUUCCUCCUGAGCUUUUCGGUUGCCCCGCCGGUGCCAAUUCGCGGUGGCUCGACAUCUCCUGUGGUCGAGAACACACAGCCGCGGUUGCAUCAGACGGAUCUCUCUUCACCUGGGGUGGCAAUGAAUAUGGUCAGCUUGGGGAUGGAACCGAGGUCGCGAGGAAACAUCCGAAGAAGGUGAAGCAGCUGCAGUCAGAGUUUGUCAAGUUUGUGUCCUGUGGAGCUUUCUGCACCGCGGCUAUAGCGGAGCCCCGUGGAAACGACGGCUCCCUUUCCACGAGCAGGCUCUGGGUUUGGGGACAAAACCAGGGAUCAAAUCUGCCACGCUUGUUUUCGGGGGCAUUUCCCGCUACCACGGCGAUCCGUCAAGUGUCAUGUGGGACAGCUCAUGUUGUGGCCUUAUCAGAGGAUGGCCUUCUUCAAGCUUGGGGCUAUAAUGAACAAGGCCAGCUUGGUAGAGGAGUCACUUGUGAAGGACUACAAGCACCUCGUGUGAUCACUGCUUAUGCGAAAUUCCUUGACGAAGCACCCGAGCUUGUGAAGAUUAUGCAAGUCUCGUGUGGGGAAUACCAUACUGCUGCUGUAUCUGAAAUGGGCGAGGUUUACACUUGGGGAUUAGGAAGCAUGGGUCAACUCGGUCAUGUUUCUCUUCAAUCCGGAGAUAAGGAGUUAAUACCAAGGCGAGUCGCUGGUCUCGAUGGCAAGUCCAUGAAAGAAGUUGCUUGUGGCGGUGUACACACUUGUGCUUUAUCUGUGGAAGGAGCACUUUAUGCUUGGGGUGGUGGCCAAGCAGGACAGCUAGGACUUGGUCCCCAGUCCGGUUUCUUGUUUUCUAAUGGAAGCGAAAUGCUUCUACGCAACGUCCCGGUUUUGGUCAUCCCAACCGAUGUCCGGCUUGUUGCUUGUGGCCAUUCUCACACCCUCGUUUAUAUGAGAGAAGGACGGAUUUGUGGAUGGGGUUACAAUAGCUAUGGUCAAGCAGCAAAUGAGAAAUCAUCGUACGCUUGGUACCCGUCGCCUGUAGACUGGUGUGUAGGACAAGUGAGGAAGCUAGCAGCAGGAGGUGGUCACUCAGCUGUUCUAACCGAUGCAUUCUCGUUGAAGGAGCUGUGUGAAUUUCAAUUAGCAGAUAGUGUGAACCUCUCAAAUGCUUCAAUGAUUCAAGAUGUUGCAUUCCGGAUGGGUUCCGAAGCUUUAGCCCGCCUCUGCGAAAGACUCAGGGAGCAGUUGCUUGAUGGAGACUUUGCAGAUGGUGAAGAAGUGUAUUAG